CCUGGCUGGCAUACACUAACUACUAUUUUCCUUUGCAUGGUGAAAGUUGCGAAUACAAAGAUUCAUUUGGAAGCAUGACUAAAAUUAGGUUUGAGAGGUAAUAUAUAAAACGAACUUGUGAGAUAUAGAAACAGAAGUUCUUUAUGGAGCAAUUAUUUCAAAUUUCAUUCUAUUAGUAAGUUUUUGACAUUUUGUAAUAUCAAAUUAAGACAAGUUAUAAGUCUUAAUUUGAUCAUUAGUUUAAAUUUUGUAUUUUUCAUUAGCCUUUUUUGGCUACGGUUAUACAAACUUCUGGAUUUUUUGAUAAAAAAAAAAAAAAAAAAACCCAAAGGCUAUAUGCAACAGUGCUAAUUUUUGGUCAUGGCGCAACAGGAAGAAGGAUGGCCUUUGGGAUUGCAGCCAUUAAAUUUGAGAAUAGGUUUGGGUAAUAGAAGCAGGGAUGGAUCAACUUCAUUCAACACUUCACUUAGUGACUCUCUUACUUCCUCCACAGAUUCUUCCUCAGAUUUGGACGCUGAGUCCACAGGGUCUUUUUUCCAUGAUAGGAGCACAACACUUGGAAGUCUUAUUGGUGUUAACAGCAUAAUUAAUCUCUCAAGAAGAUCAACAAGGGGAAUUAGACCAAAUGGUGUAAUGACAGAGGUACAAAAAAACAACUACAGGUCUAAAACAACAGCAUGGUGUUUCUCUUUGUGUCCAAGAAACAGCACAGAUGCUAAGAAUGUAAUGAUGAUAAGGAACAGUGACAGUAAUGCUCCAUCACUUGGUCAUUUUCUUGCAGUUGAAAGAAGAGCUGCUAAUGAACAUAAUAGAAGAAGCCACCACCAUAGUCCUUUGAUAUAUGGACCUGACGAAUUUGCAAUGGCAUUGCCUAAUAGAGACCAGAAUUCAUUGUUUGCCAAUGGCCAAAUUGCUCCACCUCAGUUGAGUCCAUGGUCAUCAGGUUCUGAUGAUAUUGAAAAUAGACAGAGGACCAACAGAGAAUUAGGAGCCCAUCAUGAUGCACAUGGACAAGGUGCUCCACUUUUGUUUCCAUGCAUGUGUGGAUGA
Messenger RNA from Lycium barbarum (goji berry), 1050 nucleotides. RefSeq lists its product as uncharacterized. Lineage: Eukaryota; Viridiplantae; Streptophyta; Magnoliopsida; Solanales; Solanaceae. The transcript is spliced from 2 exons. The coding region runs from base 361 to 1050 and encodes 229 amino acids. The record is from RefSeq and is a predicted model, not a curated record.